Micropterus salmoides (largemouth bass) is the source of this 2832-nucleotide messenger RNA. Its product is annotated as meprin A subunit beta-like. The transcript is spliced from 15 exons. The coding region runs from base 767 to 2818 and encodes 683 amino acids. NCBI's taxonomy places the organism in Eukaryota, Metazoa, Chordata, Actinopteri, Centrarchiformes, Centrarchidae. Gene Ontology annotation, molecular function: protein binding; metalloendopeptidase activity; zinc ion binding. The record is from RefSeq and is a predicted model, not a curated record. Gene Ontology annotation, cellular component: membrane. Gene Ontology annotation, biological process: proteolysis.
CAUACAGGACUCACAGAACUACAAUAUAGGGCUGGAAAUACAGUAUAAUAGGUCUCCUUUAAACUGUACCUCAGUACCAAAACAUGUAUUUUGGGCCAUUUGGGUCCAGCUGUUUACCAAGGUCUGCUAAUGCUUUACUGUUCCUACCUGUAUAUUAGGAUGAGAGAACUGGUUACAUGUGAAAAAGGUUUGCCAAAAGCUCAUGUGAAGAUCAUAUAAGGCUGAAUUUCAGAGACUCUCACAGGAGGUUUAUGAUAAUGUCUAGCUCUGACAUGCCAAGUGCAUGAAAUAAAGAGGAGAGCAACUUUCUGCUUCACUUCACUGUAAAUAGUAAAUGGUCUGUACUUGUAUUAUGCCUUUCUAGUAUUUCCCACCACUCAAAGUACUUUUACACUACAUCACACUCACCCCAUUGCCACACAUUUACACAGAAACAGAACUUUCUGUACAAUUCACAAUCACACCACUUUAGCUCACUAACCACAUUUCUUUCAUUUCCUCAUCUUAUGCUGAAAGUAAAGAGCAUAGGAUAGGUUGCUGGCAGCCUUGCAGAUACAUGUAUUCUGCAUAAUUGUGCAUCAUGCAGAGCAAUAAAGGAACUAACACCCACAAGGCAUAAAUAGUAAAUUUACACCAGCAUCCUGUUUCAAUCUGAAACAUGUAAGUAUUUCUAUUUCUGCUCAAAGAUAAAAGACAAUUUCUUUAGACACAGCAGGACUCAGGCAGGUUGAAGCAACACAGUGAGCGUGUGUCUUCAGCUGCAGCCAUGGCGCUCAGGUGGAUCAUUCUGUUCUUUGGCCUGGGACUGGCAGCAGCCAAGCUAACAGGUGACACAGAAAUUGAUGUUGAUGAAGGCCAAGACUGGGACAUCUUUAGCAUCAAUGAAGCGGCUGGUCUGGACCUGCUGGAGGGAGACAUCGUACAGGAGGAAACAUUCAUCAGAAACUCAAUCAUAGGAGAUGAGUAUCGCUGGCCAACAACCGUUCCUUACUACCUGGAGGACUGUCUGGAGAUGAAUGCAAAGGGAGUAAUCCUGAAGGCAUUUGACCAGUACAGACUGAAGACCUGCAUUGACUUCACACCAUGGAAAGGAGAGGGGAACUACAUCUCUGUGUUCAAAGGGAAAGGAUGCUUCUCCUAUGUAGGCAACCAGCGUAUGGGGAGGCAGCAGCUGUCCAUUGGUGAAUACUGUGAUACUCUAGACACCGUUGAGCAUGAGUUCCUGCACGCUCUGGGCUUCUGGCACGAGCAGUCCAGAGCCGACCGUGAUGAUUACGUCAACAUCAUGUGGGAUCACAUUGAACCUGGUAAAGAGAACAACUUCAAAAGCUACAAUGACACGGUGUCCAGUGCUCUAGGCGUUCCCUAUGACUACAGCUCUGUAAUGCACUACGGAAAGACGUACUUCAGCAUUGAUUCUAAGCCCACCAUCGUCACCAAGAUCCCCCACUUCAUGGAUGUGAUUGGUCAGAGGAUGGGGUUCAGUGCUAGUGACAUAACCAAGCUCAACCGUCUCUACAACUGCACCAAGUCUUCUACAUUCGUGGACAGUUGUGACUUUGAGGAGGAGAACAUUUGUGGGAUGAUUCAGGGUCCUGGCAAUGCAAAGUGGGAACAACGUAGUUCUGUGAAAGGAGGGCCUCAGACUGACUUCACCAACAUGGGACAAUGCAAAGGAAAAGGCUUCUUCAUGCACUUCAGCACGGCCUCUGCUAAACCUGGUGACCGUGCAGUCCUGGAGAGUCGUUGGCUUUAUCCCAAACCUGGAGCCCAGUGUCUGCAGUUCUUCCUCCAUAACACCGGGGCAGCAGAUGAUGUUCUCAACAUCUGGGUGCGAGAGGAUGACCGCAGCAGAAAACUGAAGCUCUUCAAGAGUAUUUCAGGAGGCGUCAGGGGCUCUUGGGAACUGCAAAACAUCAAUCUGAAUGUGACCAGGAAGGCCCGUGUGGUUUUUGAGGGCGUGAGGGGAAAGGGGCCAUCGAAGGGAGGUUUCUCUCUGGAUGACAUUAACCUGUCAUCCACAAAGUGCCCUCAGCACAUCUGGCACAUCCACAACAUCACCGGCCUGCUGGCCACCACACCAGCAGGAAAGAAACUGUACAGCCCUCGCUUUCUGUCACCAGCAGGUUACUCCUUCCAGGUGGGUGUGUACUUAAAAGGAACAGAGAACAAUCCAGGGUACGUGGCCGUCUACUUCUACCUGACCUCAGGCCCAAACGACAGCAAACUCAAGUGGCCGUGUCCGUGGCAGCAGGCAACUAUGGUCCUGAUGGAUCAGCAGUCUGACAUCAGACAGCAAAUGAACAUGCAUCUAAUGCUCACCACCGACCCUGACGAGAUGUUCUCUGAUGGCACAAAGUACUACUGGGACAAUCCCAGGAAGGUGGGCUCUAAAGUGACUGAGUCUGAUGGCAGCUUUUACUAUCGAGGACCAGGCUUUGGAACAACUGCCUUCAUCACCCACAGCAGGCUAAAGAGCAGGAACUUCAUCAAAGGAGACGAUGCCUUCUUCCUCUUCAGUCUGGAAGACAUAUCAGGUCUACUGGUAUCUCAGCCUCUUCCCCGCUCUGCAGUCCAUGCUGAUUCCAGUCUGAUGAAGGCUGCAGACCAAGGUGCUCCACAAGGAGCUGCUAAUAACCCCACAGUGGUCAUAGCGAUGGCAGGGUCUGCGGCAGCAGCCAUGUUGGUGGUGUUCAUGCUGAUCGUAGUGAAUGCCUGGAGGGUGAGGAAGAGACGGCAGGAGAGUGAUGAGGUGUUGAUCACAAAGAACAUGCCUGGAUUCAUGGAAGAGAGAACAUCUCUUCUCAUCACUCCAUGAUGUCCCAAUCAAAG